Molecule: messenger RNA, 2800 nt
Organism: Cynocephalus volans (Philippine flying lemur)
Lineage: Eukaryota; Metazoa; Chordata; Mammalia; Dermoptera; Cynocephalidae
Gene: ITIH1
Product: inter-alpha-trypsin inhibitor heavy chain 1
Exons: 22
Coding region: 1-2733 (910 amino acids)
Biological process (GO): hyaluronan metabolic process
Molecular function (GO): serine-type endopeptidase inhibitor activity
Source: RefSeq, a predicted model, not a curated record
AUGGAUGGUGCCGUGGGGUUUCGGGGGCUGCUGUACGUGUGCCUGGUGUCCCUCCUUGCCCUGCAGGCCAUGCCUGCUCCAGGGUCGGACACAGGCACGUCCAAGGGCAGCAAGAAGCGACAGACUGUGGAUACAACUGUCGAUGGCGUGUUCAUCCGGAGUUUGAAAGUCAACUGCAAAGUCACCUCUCGCUUUGCCCACUACGUCAUCACUAGCCAAGUGGUCAACACUGCUGAUGAAGCCAGGGAAGUGGCCUUUGAUGUGGAAAUCCCCAAGACAGCUUUCAUCAGUGACUUUGCCAUCACAGCAAAUGGGAAUGCCUUUGUUGGGGACAUACAGGACAAAGUGACAGCAUGGAAGCAGUACCGGAAAGCAGCCAUCUCAGGAGAGAAUGCUGGCCUUGUCAGGGCCUCGGGGAGAACUAUGGAGCAAUUCACCAUUCACCUCACCAUCAGUCCCCAGAGCAAGGUCACAUUUCAGCUGACCUAUGAGGAGGUGCUGAAGCGAAUCCUUAUGCACUAUGACAUUGUCAUCAAAGUCAAGCCCAAGCAGCUGGUGCAUCAUUUUGAGAUCGAUGUGGACAUCUUUGAGCCGCAGGGGAUCAGCAAGCUGGAUGCACAGGCCUCCUUCCUCCCCAAGGAACUGGCAGCCCAAACUAUUAAGAAGUCCUUCUCAGGGAAAAAGGGUCAUGUGCUCUUUCACCCUACUGUGGGUCAGCAGAAGUCCUGCCCCACAUGCUCUACAUCCUUGCUGAAUGGGGACUUCAAGGUGACCUACGAUGUCAACCGAGACAAGCCCUGUGAUCUCCUGGUGGCCAAUAAUUACUUUGCCCAUUUCUUCGCCCCUCAAAACUUGACAAACAUGAACAAGAACCUGGUUUUUGUGAUUGAUAUCAGUGGCUCCAUGCAAGGCCAGAAAGUGAAGCAGACCAAGGAGGCACUUCUUAAAAUCCUGGGGGACAUGCGGCCAGAGGACUAUUUCGACCUGGUCCUCUUUGGGUCUCAUGUGCAAUCAUGGAGGGGCUCACUGGUGCAAGCAUCCGAGGCCAAUCUGCAAGCAGCUCGAGACUUCGUGCAGCAUUUCUCCCUGGAUGAGGCCACAAACCUGAAUGGGGGUUUGCUGCGGGGAAUUGAGAUCUUGAAUAAAGCUCAGGAAAGCCACCCAGGACUCAGCAACCAUGCCCCGAUUCUCAUCAUGUUGACAGACGGUGACCCCACAGAGGGGGUGACGGACCGUUCCCAAAUCCUCAAGAACAUCCGCAAUGCCAUCCGGGGCAGGUUCCCGCUCUACAACCUGGGCUUUGGCCACGAUGUGGACUUUAACUUCCUGGAGGUCAUGUCCAUGGAGAACAACGGACGAGCCCAGAGAAUCUAUGAGGACCGUGAUGCUGCCCAGCAACUGAAGGGCUUCUACAACCAGGUAGCCAACCCCCUGCUGGUGGAUGUGGAGUUGCAGUACCCCCGGGAUGCCAUCUUGGCCCUGACCCAGCACCGCCAUAAACAGUACUAUGAAGGCUCAGAGAUCGUGGUGGCAGGGCGCAUUGCUGACCACAAACUGGACAGCUUCAAGGCUGAUGUGCAGGCCCGUGGGGAGGGACAAGAAUUCAAGAAAACCUGCCUGGUGGAUGAGGAAGAGAUGAAGAAGCUGCUCCGAGAGCGUGGCCACAUGCUGGAGAACCACGUCGAGCGCCUCUGGGCCUAUCUCACCAUCCAGGAGCUGCUGGCUAAGAGGAUGAAGGUAGAGGGGGAAGAGAAGGCCAACCUGUCAUCCCAGGCCCUGCAGAUGUCACUGGACUAUCAGUUCGUGACCCCGCUGACCUCCAUGACCAUCAGGGGCAUGGCAGAUGAGGAUGGCCUGAAGCCCAUCAUUGAUAAGCCCACAGAGGAUUUUCUGCCCUUGGAGAUGCUGGGACACAGAAGGACGUUCAUGCUGUCAGCCUCGCAGCCUCCUCACACCAGCUCCAACUCCAGUAUCCCACGGUUGCCGAACCGAGUGACCGGUGUGGACACUGACCCCCACUUCAUCAUCUACGUGCCCCAGAAAGAGGACACCCUGUGCUUCAACAUCAACGAGGAGCCUGGUGUGAUCCUGAGCCUGGUACAGGACCCUGACACAGGCUUUUCGGUGAACGGGCAGCUCAUUGGCAACAAGGCGAGGAGCCCUGGGCAGCACGAGGGCACAUACUUCGGGCGGCUGGGGAUCGCAAACCCUGCAACGGGCUUCCAGCUGGAAGUGACUCCUCAGAACAUUACUCUGAACCCCGGCUGGGGUGGGCCUGUGUUCUCCUGGAGGGACCAGGCUGCACUGCGGCAGGAUGGGGUGGUGAUGACCAUCACCAAGAAGAGGAAGCUGGUGGUGAUUGUGGACAAUGGGGCCACCUUUGAGGUCAUCCUUCACCGAGUAUGGAAGGGGAGUGUGGCUCCCCAGGACUUCCUGGGCUUCUACGUGCUGGAUAGUCAUCGGAUGUCGGCCCGGACGCAUGGGCUUCUGGGACAAUUCUUCCACCCCUUUGAUUUUGAAGUGUCUGACCUCCACCCAGGCUCCAAUCCCACAAAGCUAGAUGCCACAAUGAUGGUGAAGAACCGCCGGCUGACGGUCACCAGGGGAUUGCAAAAAGACUACAGCAAGGACCCCCGGCAUGGGACCGAGGUGACCUGCUGGUUCGUCCACAACAAUGGAGCUGGACUGAUCGAUGGCAUUCACACUGACUAUAUCGUCCCCGACAUCUUCUGAGCCCUCUAGCUGGCACUCCUGUCCUCCCUUGGGACCAUAGCAGAGGAGGAGGACAGCAUCCUGACCU